AGAAACCAUCCAAGCCGCGGUGCUGGAUGGAGGGCAAACUGUUGGAGGGUGGUGAUGUUAAGAUGAGCUGUAAGUCUGCUGAUGGCUCUGAUCCUAUCCACUACAAAUGGGAGAGGGUACUGGACAAGGGAAAAUAUGCUGGCAAGCUGCCUCCACUGGCCCUGAUAGAUUUGAAAAACCCAGAGAUUGUGACGUUGAGGAACUUGACCAAGGACAGCACCGGGGUCUACAAAUGCACAGCCAGCAAUGAUGUGGGGGAAGAGAGCUGCACAGUGGAGGUCAAGAUGCACUAUGUAAGAGGAAUGGGCGUGGUAGCAGGGGCAGUGGUUGGUGUUUCAUUCGGAGUCCUCCUCAUCAUCCUCAUCAUCUGGUUGGUGUUCCGCAAAAAGGAGAUGAAGAAAUAUGAAGAAGAAGAGACCCCAAACGAAAUCAGGGAGGAUGCAGAGGCUCCCAAAGCCAAACUGGUGAAGCCCAACUCCCUCUCCUCAUCCCGCUCUGGAAGCUCUCACUCAGGCACCUCUUCCACCCAGUCCAUGGUGCACAACAUGGAAUCCCGAGGCCAACGACCCUGUGUUCCGGCUGUGGCGGCCCUCAAGGAAAAAUGCCAAGCCUCCACCUUCCCUCAGUCUCCACCUAGCUACAAUCAAACAGUUCCCAAGACUACUGAACCCCGUUCUACACCCACCUCCACGUCUACCUCCAGCUCCAAGCCCAGUCCUCCACCUAAACUGAGUCCUGGGAACUUGACCCGCAUGGGGGCCACUCCUGUCAUGAUUCCUGCCCAAACCAAGGCCUUCCAGACUGUGUAGAAGAGAUGUAAUCACGAAGAGAACAAGAGCAAGGCAGCCUCAGGACAUGGCAACCAGCUGAACACACAAGUUGGACUUUGAUAAAGAUCCAGUUAUAUUAUCUAGCUAUAGUCUCAUCACUCACAUUCUGAUGGAUACUUUCAGCAACUGAACUCUGCUUUACAUUAACAAUAUAGGGACAAGCUUCUUCUGGUGUUGUUUAUUGACACGCUGUGACCUGAGCAACACUUGAAGGAUGAAGGAAGUGUUUUAUGGAGUGUGAUUUUCAAAGGCAAGGAGGUGAAAGGAACAGGAUUGCAUGAACCAGGGAGUGAACAGGAUGAGAUGAAGUCGGAAGCAUGAGCCAGACAUUGGAUAAAAUAAGGACAUUAACUUCAUUAUCUUUGAAGAAGACAACAUACUGCUCACAGGUACAGCUGAAGAGGUUAGAGUAGUUCACAAUCUUUCCUGUCUUGAACACCUUCCUACAUACAAUGCACCACUUUACAAUGGAAGCCCUGAAAGGCAAGCAAUAAUUUUAAAUCAAUUUUGAUUUGUUUUUUUCCACCUGUACAGGUUUUAAAACAAAAAAAUUUCAUUUUAAGAAAUUAUCAGUCAAAAACUUAUUUUAUAUUUAGAAAAAUGACCUGAAUUUGCCAUGUUUUUCUGCGAAAGCAGGUGCAGUUAAAAUAAAAUAGCUUGCCUAUCAGGGCUUCUGUACACCUGUUGCAAAUUCAAAUACCCUGCACCUAUAACUGAACUGAUGAAAGUAGCUCUAGGUUGUUACAGUAGGUUGUUACAGUAUAUAAAUGGGAUGAAUGGCUCUGAUUGUAUAAACAGACUUCAUGUGGACAUUUCAUAUAUUCACCGGUACCUGUGUCACUCGCUGUAACAUGGACAUAUAUGAUACUGAAUUCUGAAAAAUACUGAAAAAUAGCGAACCUGUAGAUGUGCACAAAUUCUCAUUUCCAGUAGUUUAAGUGUGGAUUCAUAUAAGUAACUUCAUGUUCAUAGUAUUCAUUCCCGACAUGUAAAGGUUUGAUGAAAAUUCAGAGAAGGGAUUCUUUUUUGAGAUUUCAUUUACAGGACCUUGGAGCGCUGAUAUUUUUGAUUGUUACGGGGUUAAGCAGAGGCCCUAUUGAGAAAGUGCCACGUUGUGAUGUUUUACAGUUUAUUUGUUUCUUUUAUCCUGUUCUGUGUAUACUAUACCUUUUUUUCAAAGAAUGAAAAACUGUAUGAAUGUGAUGCUAAAUGAGAUGUGUUACGUGCAGUGUUUUUUCUCAGCAAUGUUAAAAUGUUUGUUUUGAAUUUAAAUGAGUUGAUAACUCAUUGAAUAACUUACACACUAUAGAGAGAAAAUCCUGUCACCUUAUGCACUCUUGAUGCAUUAGAACUGUAAUAUAUUAAUAAACCCUAAAGAGUGCCUUUGGUCAUAUAUGUACAUGCCGAGUGUAAUGAUCAAGUAUAUACACAUUAGGAGCAUGACAGUAAUCAGAGUUAAUGUAGGUUUAUAGGGAGAGCUCCAUUUAUAUCUGACCUACUGCAUACCAGCCAUAGCCGACAGACAGACAGACAGAAAGAUGCAGAGGACAGAAUGAAUCCUGCCCUUGUGCCUCAUCUCCCAUUCGGCAGAGGACAAACCUGAUCCUUCUCCAUUCCCCAUUCUUCAAUCCCAUUCCUUCCCUUCAAUACAUAAUCUGCCUCUUAUCCCUUUUCCUCUUUCAACUUGUCUUGUAAGUCUCACCACCACCUCUCUUCUCCCAUGACACUGUGCUUGAUUCCAGUUCUGUGUGUGGUGGGGGGAGCUAUGCAUAGGAUUGAUCCAAGGAUGGAGCUCUUUCAUUGUUGUGUGACUAGAGAUAUGUACUAUUCAGAUUAUCCGUUAAUCAUGGCGUGACUUAAAGCUACACUAGGUAACUUUUAUAAAAGUAACUUUUGUCAUAUUUCGUUCUAGUGCUCAUAAUGGCAUUUAAAAGAAUCCACAGGGCCUAAACAAAAACAACCAAUCAGAGUCAAGGUUUAAAAACUUCAUGCCCUGGGAAUGAGGCUCAACAAUCAAUUAUCUUUCUUGAUUGGUUGUUUUUGUUCAGGCCCGGUGGAUUCUUACAAAUGCCAUUAGGAACACUAGGAGGAGCCAGAGGAACCAGAUUUUUUCACAGAUUAUCUGUCUCGUGUACUGCCCUCAGGAUAUAGGAAAUGUGUCAGUAAAUAUGACAAAAAAUAAGUAUUAUAAAAAUAGACUACUGCAGCUUUAAAUCACCUGAUGAACAUAGCAAUACUUACUGUAGGUCACUCAGUACUGCCAUCCUUAUUUGCUUUAGUUUAUCUCUUGCUUUUACAGACUACAGUGUAUGGGAUCACAGAUGUGUUGCAACAUUCCACUAUAUACAGUGAAGUUUAGAUUUUACAUGUCCUCUUCUUGUGGAUUUGCAGUCCAAUCAAUAUUCAGAAUCACAAACAAAAACAAGCCAAUAAAACCCUGGGGCUUCUCCACAGGCUGUAAACUGGUAAGAUAAUUGCAUGGACUGAACAUUCACAGGUCAGCAGCAGACAGGAGCCCCUUAUCAUCAGAUAAACUAAAGACAUUUUUGUAAUGAAACAGAAGUAUUUUAAUUCUAUCUCACAGUUGGUCCCUCCAGGAAGUUGCAAUACAAAUUCUGCGCAACUUUGCAAUUUCAUCCAAUCACCACAAGUCUUCCACAAAUUUGUAGUUUUGUGCAAAACAUUAGGUCAUACAUCACCCAAAUAGUAGUGAUUUUAUUUUCACUGGAACAAGUUGCCUUUUUAAUGAAUUAUACAAAACAAAUUGCAAAAAUUUUAGCAGUUUUACCUUUCAUCAUGCAGCCAAAAUUUUCACAUUUUAAUUUCAAUCCCCAAAAAGCCUGCAAAAUCCUGGAGGGACUGGUAUAUCUUUUUGUCCUGAGUGACCUGACUUACCCUCACAUAAUUAAAUGUAGAGCACUUUAGGCAACUUGUGGAUGAUAAUAAUCUCUGUGUGACAAUGACAAUCUGAUAUAUUGAUUUGAAUGGUUGGUUCACUUAAAUUGCCAAAAAAAAGAUCUUGUUUUUAGGAAUUGAGAAGAUCUGAGCGAGACAAAAAAUAGUUGUUGUUUUUUUGGAUAAUGUCACCUAAAUUUAUGUUAAUUAGAGUCUGUGUAUUUUUUACAAAUGCGCAGUAUAUUCAUCACUCCUAAAAUAUUUUUCAGAGACGGGUUUACCCAGCAGAUUUUUGGAUUAUAACAAGCAAAAUAGUAUUAUUAUCUCUCAAGUCAUAGGCCAGUCAGGACAGCAAAUUUGUGUUUUUUUUCUGUUUAGGGGCCAGUAUUCGCCAUCAGUUCUGAUGUCAAAUUAGGGCCGUUGUGUCUGACCACUUCUGUCACUUUCUACACCCUGCCAUGAUUGGCCAGCUGUGCAAAGGUGAGAAAUAGGAUGGGUUUCAGUUUCUCUUCCUUUUACUGUAUGGCCCUGUUUAUACUUGGUAAUAACAUUGAUCUGACCACAUUUGGAGGUGAACGUAUAGAGCAGGGAAGUGAGAACUGAGGUACUUAAAGCUGUCCACCUGUGAUCGAUCACCCAAGACACAUGUUAAUUCGAGGUAUAAACUGGGUCUAUUUCUUAGAUGUGGGAGCAGAAAGAUGACAACAACUGAGAGAGAGCCCCUGACUACCCAAACCAACCUCAGAAUAUAAUUCCCCUUAAAGCCAACAGAGCGAGGUCAGGUAGAUGACUGAAUUCGACUCUUACAGUGUGAUGCGAUUCAGGGCAUGAUUGAUUAUCUUUUUGUCCACAGGGCUCAGUUGUAUAGUCUGUGUGUAUAGUCCUCUACUUAAGUGAAAAAUUUAUAUUUGUACAGAAACUCAGUACUGUUUUUGUUCUUUUGUUCUUUUAAAAAAAUAAAACUUUGAAUGGAG
Messenger RNA from Morone saxatilis (striped sea-bass), 4699 nucleotides. RefSeq names its product CXADR-like membrane protein. The record is from RefSeq and is a predicted model, not a curated record. Gene Ontology annotation, cellular component: cell surface; membrane; cytoplasmic microtubule. NCBI's taxonomy places the organism in Eukaryota, Metazoa, Chordata, Actinopteri, Moronidae.